Atta colombica is the source of this 657-nucleotide messenger RNA. RefSeq lists its product as uncharacterized. The transcript has 5 exons. The record is from RefSeq and is a predicted model, not a curated record. Lineage: Eukaryota; Metazoa; Arthropoda; Insecta; Hymenoptera; Formicidae. The coding region runs from base 1 to 657 and encodes 218 amino acids.
AUGGAAAAACCCACGAGCAGUCAGAUGAAUCCUGAGACCAUUGAAAACCCAGAAAUUAAUUCUUACAUCAAACAGUUUACAACAUUAAGAAAAUUGAAGGACAAAUCUGAUAAAGAAAUACAAUACUGGAAGAAUCAAAAGUCAAAAUUGCUCGAGAGUAAUAACAGCAUCGGAAUGAAUUUCGACAAGUUAACGCAGAAUGUGUCUGAUUUAGAAGAGAAAGUAUCAGAGAAUACAGGGAUCUAUAAUGCGAAGAAGCAAGAAUUGGAAGACUUACAAAUUGCAAGAGCGAAUAUGUUGCAUAAGCAAUGGAAUAACUGUUUGUCGGAAACAAAAAGAUAUGUGGAUAACUUUUGUCAGUGGAUAAACUACUCUAAAGAUAAUUUGAUGAAGGAACUUAGUAAUCAUCAAAAAGAAUGCGAAAAGAUUCGCACAGAACUUGAAGAUCUAAAACAAAAUGUAGAAAAUAUGAUAAGAGAAUGCGAUGCAGAUUACACUAAAGCUAACGAUGACGAUUUGUCGAAUCUUAAUGGUGCAAUAUUUGACAUCAGAUCAAUCAAUAAUGAUUUAACGAAUAACAUUAAAGUGGAGGAGGAUGGAUUAAACAAAAUACAGAACAAAAUAAAGCAAUGCACAGUCAAACUUCACCGAAUCUAA